Molecule: messenger RNA, 141 nt
Organism: Phytophthora nicotianae INRA-310
Lineage: Eukaryota; Oomycota; Peronosporomycetes; Peronosporales; Peronosporaceae
Exons: 1
Coding region: 1-141 (46 amino acids)
Source: RefSeq, a predicted model, not a curated record
AUGUGUAAAACUAACGAAUGCAGUGUACUGGAGCGGCGGAUUGGUUUGGCUAAUGCUGGAACACCUGUAGCAGUACGAGAACUUUCUGUACUAUCACAAGCUGAUAGAACUAAAGAACGUGAGCGUGAAUUUGAGGUUUGA